Molecule: messenger RNA, 774 nt
Organism: Helobdella robusta
Lineage: Eukaryota; Metazoa; Annelida; Clitellata; Rhynchobdellida; Glossiphoniidae
Exons: 6
Coding region: 1-774 (257 amino acids)
Source: RefSeq, a predicted model, not a curated record
AUGAAACUUUAUGAGUAUAAAACUCCUGAAAUUUUAUCCCAACUCUAUAGCGUCAAUAAAUUGUGGGACUUUAAUAUAGUUGGACAAGAAAUAUGGUUGAACAUAUACAGGAAUGGAGAUAGUUUAUAUUGGGUAUCGGAUAACUCCAAACUGACUAAGUACUUAUUUCUUGAUAACAAAACAUCUUUGAAGACUGACACAGUGGCUUUAACGAUGUACGUAGGGGCUGAUUUGGAGAAAAGUUACUGGAAUGAACAGAGUUCAGCUACUGACAUAACCCUCUGCCAAAAAUCUCAAAAACCUGUCUUAAACAGAACAUUUAGAUCAACUUUGUACAAUGACAACAACGACAACUACUUCAACGUUGGUUGCAACAACCAACCAAGUAUAACUCUCAGUAGCAACAACAACGAAAGAGACGCUGCGUAUGAGUAUGCUGAUCCAAGCAAAACAACUGAACAUCAAUACCGUGUUCGGUUAGGAAGUUAUCUCGAAUUCGAACCAAAUAAUUCUGGUUAUUUUACAAUAAAAUAUUCAAGAAAGAGAAAGAGAGAGGAAAAGAAGAAGAAAGAGAAAGAAAUAGAAAGACAGGGCAAGAAAAAAUACAAAAGAUCAACACAACAACUCAAUGGCGGAAUGAUGAAGACAACGGCAGAUAAAAUGCACUCUGGGAUGACUUUAAAUGCCCCUUUUUAUGGAAGCCCCUUCUGGGAAGACCCCGGAGAAGCAGUCCCAUCUGCCCUUGUUUUAUCCGCCCUGCCUGCUCGCCCAUAG